AUGCAUUGUGAGAGGUUUAUCUGUAUCCUGAGAAUAAUUGGAACUACCCUUUUUGGAGUCUCCCUCCUCCUGGGGAUCACAGCUGCUUAUAUUGUUGGCUACCAGUUUUUCCAAACGGAAAAUUAUUAUUUCUCUUUUGGACUGUAUGGUGCUUUCUUAGCCUCACAUCUUAUCAUCCAAAGCCUGUUUGCCUUUCUAGAGCACAGGAAAAUGAGAAGAUCACUAGAAACUCCUAUUAAGUUGAACAAAUCUGUGGCUCUUUGCAUUGCUGCAUACCAAGAAGACCCUGAUUACUUAAGAAAAUGUUUACUUUCUGUGAAAAGACUAACCUAUCCUGGGAUUAAGGUGGUCAUGGUCAUCGACGGCAAUUCAGACGAUGACCUGUAUAUGCUGGAGAUCUUCAGAGACGUCAUGGGCAGGGACACAGCGGCCACGUACAUCUGGAAGAAUAACUUCCACACCAAAGGCCCCGGUGAGACGGACGAGUCACAUAAAGAGAGCUCACAGUACAUAACCCAACUGGUCUUGUCCAACAAAAGUAUUUGCAUCAUGCAAAAAUGGGGUGGAAAAAGAGAAGUAAUGUAUACAGCAUUCAAAGCACUGGGGAGGAGUGUGGAUUAUGUGCAGGUGUGUGACUCAGACACCAUGCUUGAUCCUGCCUCAUCUGUGGAGAUGGUCAAGGUCUUGGAGGAAGAUCCUAUGGUUGGAGGUGUUGGUGGAGAUGUGCAGAUUUUAAAUAAAUAUGAUUCUUGGAUCUCAUUCCUAAGUAGCGUGAGAUACUGGAUGGCUUUCAACAUAGAGAGAGCUUGUCAGUCCUAUUUUGGCUGUGUCCAGUGCAUCAGUGGACCCUUGGGAAUGUACAGAAACUCUUUGCUUCACGAAUUUGUGGAAGACUGGUACAAUCAAGAAUUUAUGGGCAACCACUGUAGCUUCGGAGAUGACAGGCAUCUGACUAAUCGAGUGCUGAGCCUGGGGUAUGCCACAAAAUAUACUGCCAGAUCUAAGUGCCUUACAGAAACGCCGAUAGAGUACCUGAGAUGGCUAAACCAGCAGACCCGAUGGAGCAAGUCCUACUUCCGAGAGUGGCUGUACAAUGCCAUGUGGUUCCAUAAACAUCAUUUGUGGAUGACCUACGAAGCUGUUAUCACUGGAUUUUUUCCUUUCUUCCUCAUUGCCACAGUUAUCCAGCUCUUCUACCGGGGGAAAAUCUGGAACAUUCUCCUCUUUCUAUUGACUGUCCAGUUUGUGGGUCUCAUCAAGGCUUCCUUUGCCAGCUGCCUACGAGGGAACAUCGUCAUGGUUUUCAUGUCCUUGUAUUCAGUGUUGUACAUGUCAAGUUUACUCCCAGCAAAGAUCUUUGCCAUUGCCACCAUCAACAAGGCAGGAUGGGGCACGUCGGGUAGGAAAACCAUUGUUGUUAACUUCAUAGGACUCAUCCCAGUGUCCAUCUGGUUUACCAUCCUUCUGGGUGGGGUAAUCUUCACCAUUUACAGAGAGUCCAAAAAGGAAUUUAGCGAUUCUAAACAGACAGUUCUCAUCAUUGGUUCAUUAGUCUACGCAUGCUAUUGGGUGAUGCUAUUGACACUUUAUGUGGUACUCAUCAGCAAAUGUGGCAGGCGGAAGAAGGAGCAACAGUAUGACAUGGUGCUUGAUGUAUGA
Messenger RNA from Gracilinanus agilis (Agile Gracile Mouse Opossum), 1659 nucleotides. RefSeq names its product hyaluronan synthase 2 (gene HAS2). Lineage: Eukaryota; Metazoa; Chordata; Mammalia; Didelphimorphia; Didelphidae. Gene Ontology annotation, molecular function: hyaluronan synthase activity. Gene Ontology annotation, biological process: extracellular matrix assembly; hyaluronan biosynthetic process. The record is from RefSeq and is a predicted model, not a curated record. The transcript is spliced from 3 exons. Bases 1 to 1659 code for a protein of 552 amino acids.